AUGGCAACUGCAAUGCAGAAUCCCCCAAGCGCGACGGUCUAUGUGAAAAACCUUGAAGAGCGGAUAAAAAUCGAUCAGCUCAAGACGGCCCUGACCGAAAUCUUCUCAGAAUACGGCAAUAUUAUCGACCUAGUAGCUAAGAAGAACCUGAAAGCCAAAGGGCAAGCCUUCAUUGUCUUCGACUCGGCCGACGAUGCAGCAAAGGCCAUCGAGGAAGUCAACGGCUUCGAGCUCUUCGACAAGCCCAUGAGCCUGGAUUUUGCACGCACACGUUCCGAUGCCACAGUGCUCCGUGAGGAUGGCGAACAAGGUCUUGAGAAAUGGAAGCGGGCCCGGCUCGCGGAGAAAGAACGCAAACAAGCCGUAGAGGCCGCGCAGCAGAAGUUGAAGAGGCCGGCACCAUCCUCGGGUCCGCAGGAUGCAGCGCCGUCAGGACUGGUGGCGCGGCCCGCGAAAACAGCCAAAGGGGCAGGUCUCAAGGCUUCAGGCACGAAUAAUGCAGCGAUCAUCCCCGACGAAUAUCUACCGCCGAAUAAAAUUUUGUUCCUGCGAGAUCUGCCCGAUAGUUAUGAUGCGGAUGGAUUGUCGAGGAUUUUUAGCCGAUUUGAAGGGUUUAAAGAGGUCAGAAUGGUGCCGGGGAGAAAGGGAAUUGCGUUCGUCGAGUAUGAGGCCGAGGCUGGUGCGAUUAGUGCGAAGGAAGCCACGGCGGGGAUGCAGCUUGGUGAUGAAGGAAAGGGAAUUAGAGUCACGUAUCAACGAGCUUAA
Molecule: messenger RNA, 765 nt
Organism: Rhinocladiella mackenziei CBS 650.93
Lineage: Eukaryota; Fungi; Ascomycota; Eurotiomycetes; Chaetothyriales; Herpotrichiellaceae
Exons: 2
Coding region: 1-765 (254 amino acids)
Biological process (GO): mRNA splicing, via spliceosome
Cellular component (GO): U1 snRNP
Molecular function (GO): U1 snRNA binding
Source: RefSeq, a predicted model, not a curated record